UGAAUGUAUAUUUAAUACAAAAAAAUUUUUCAAAAUAAAUCUAUUGAAAAUUCAUAUAUUUGAGAAAUGUAGUUUAUAAUUGACAUGCAAAGUACUUUUAUUACAUUAACAUGUCAGUGCAUAUUACGUUUACCGCUCAAAUUGUUGUAUUGGCAUAAAAAUGAGAGAUAUAAUUCAUAUAAUUUUAAUAUAUGUUAUCAAGGCGAAUUCAUAGCUGAAUGAUUUAAAAUAAAAAACAUACGUAAGAAAAGAUUUUUAAAUUGAAGUGUGGAUGAUAUAAGUACAUUAUUAUUUAUAAAACGCCAAAUCGUGAAAGAAGAUGAACACACCACAAUCAAAUAAAAAAAAAGGCAGAAGUAGAAUUGGUGUUAAUAAUGAUAACACUAGUCCUGCGAACACUGAAGCAUUAAGUACACAAGAAACAUCAAAAUUUGUUUUGGUAAAUCCUAUUGGUGAAGAUGCAAAUAAGAUAUUUAAAAUUGGAAUCACAGAUUCAAUACCUAUUAUUUCUUUGGAAAGAAAUAAUUUUGAUGAAAAAAAUAUUCAAAAAGGAUAUAUCGCACCAGAUAAAGAUAAAGAAGAGAAAAACAUCCUUAACUCUUUACCUGUAGCUAUGGUAAAAGAAAUAGAUGAAUAUGAACAACAGUUAGGCGAAGCUGAAGCACUUCCAAAUUCAUAUAUUAGAUUUAUGGAACGUAGUGGUGAAGAACUUGAUGGAGAAGUAGAAUAUGAUUUAGAUGAAGAAGAUACUGCAUGGUUAUCAAUAGUAAAUGAAAGAAGAUUAGCUUCAGGGCUUAAUCCACCUUUAGAACCUGAUACAUUUGAAUUAUUAAUGGAUAGAUUAGAAAAAGAAUCUUAUUUUCAACAACAAAGUAAUGGUGGUGGAGGAAUAGCAGCUGAUGAAGAUGCAGUUUGUUGUAUUUGUAUGGAUGGAGAGUGUCAAAACAGUAAUGCUAUACUAUUUUGUGAUAUGUGCAAUCUUGCUGUUCAUCAGGAUUGUUAUGGUGUACCAUAUAUUCCUGAGGGACAGUGGUUAUGUAGGAGAUGUUUGCAAAGUCCAUCACGAGCAGUUGAUUGUGUUUUAUGCCCUAAUAGAGGUGGUGCUUUUAAACAAACUGAUCGCCCAGCUACAUGGGCUCAUGUUGUGUGUGCUUUGUGGAUACCAGAAGUCAGAUUCGCCAAUACUGUAUUUCUGGAGCCUAUUGAUAGUAUAGAAAGCAUACCUGCUGCACGUUGGAGACUUACAUGCUGUGUAUGUAAACGUAGAGGAUCAGGUGCUUGUAUUCAAUGUCACAAAAGUAAUUGUUAUGCUGCAUUUCAUGUAACAUGCGCACAACAAGCUGGUUUAUGUAUGCGUAUGAGGACAGUGCAACCUACAAAUGGAGAACCAAUGUUAGUUCAAAAAACAGCUUAUUGUGAAGCUCAUACACCAUCAGAUUAUCAACCUUCCACUAAUCCUGCUGAUGCAAGACGAAGAGCAAUUGCAAAUAAAAAAAGCUCUUCUGCUCCUGUUAUUUCUAUUCCAACCAUACCACCGGAACGUAUUAAGGAAAUUGCUAGCUUAGCUGAAGGGUUGCCUAAACGAAGUCAACUGAUACAGCGUCUUAUAGCAUAUUGGACUUUAAAACGACAAUACAGAAAUGGUGUACCACUUCUCAGAAGACUUCAGAGUUCACACCCACAAUCUCGACCACCACCACUUGGAGAAAAUUCUUCACCACCACCAGACAGUGAAUUACGUGGAGAAUUGUAUCGUCAAUUAAAAUAUUGGCAAUGUUUACGUCAAGAUCUUGAGCGGGCUCGAUUACUUUGUGAAUUAGUACGCAAACGAGAAAAGUUGAAAAAAGAAUUAUUCAAAGUAAAAGAAAAAUGUUUAUGGUUCGAAUUACGUCCACUAGAAAGUAUUUUACGUUCAUUGUUAGAAGCAAUUAAAAUGAAAGAUAUAAAUGAUGUAUUUGGACAACCUGUGAAUACUAAAGAAGUUCCAGAUUAUUUAGAAAUUGUAUCUCAUCCUAUGGAUUUAUCUACUAUGCAGACAAAAAUAGAAAGACAAGAAUAUGAUACUAUUGGAGCUUUUGAAACAGAUUUCAAUUUGAUGGUGAAUAAUUGUUUAGCUUAUAAUCGCAAAGACACUAUGUUCUAUCGAGCUGGAAUAAAAAUGAAAGAACAAGGUGGUGUUCUUAUAGAACAAGCUCGUAAAGAUUAUCCUGAAUUAGAUCCUGGUGAAAAUGAGCAAACAGUUUCUAAAUCCAGAAAAAGGGAUCGUAAUAAUAGAAACCGUGGAGAAAUUGAAUUACAGUCUGGAGAAAAAGAAAUAGGAGGAGGAGGUGUGAAUAGAAGAACAGCAGUUCUUUUCACUCGCAAAGCAAGAGCAAGAGCCAGUAGAAGUAAUCAAAUGUUCAGUUUGGAAGAUGACAAAAAAAAACAAAGUGAUAGUUUUAAGAUUUACAGAAGUGGAACAAUGGACAGUGAUGUGGGAGAAGGUGAAAGUCAAUCAUCGAGUUGUAGCAGUUGUUCAACAAGUAGGUCCACUACUCCUGAUUUAGAAGAAGAAAAACAGAGACAACAAGAAGCAAAUGAAGCAAAAAAAGAACUGGAAAGCAAGGAAAUAAUCGCCAAUAAUGGUCUAGAAGCUCUUCAGCUUGUAUGGGCUAAAUGCCGUGGUUAUCCCUGGUAUCCAGCUCUUAUAAUAGAUCCUAAUACUCCUAGAGGCACUGUACAUAAAGGUGUACCAAUACCAGCACCACCAGAUGAUGUAUUAGCGCUUGCUGUUAAUUAUAAAGAACCAGUAUUUCUCGUUCUUUUUUUCGAUACCAAAAGGACAUGGCAAUGGCUACCAGGAGAAAAAUUAGAAAAACUUGGAGUUUCCCAAGAAUUGGAUGAAGCAAAACUAAUUGAAUCUCGAAAACCCGCGGAUAGAAAAGCUGUUAAAAAAGCGUAUCAAGAAGCACUCCAUUAUCGUAAACAAACUCAUAAUACAUCGUUGAAUACCGUAUCAACCAGUUAAUUAAUUCUGGUCUAAUUAACAUAAAUUCUAAUAAAAUAUUAAUUAUUAAUCGUAAUUAUAAGGUAGUACUUUUUAAAAAUUUGUAAGUAUGUAAAAAGUAUGUAAUAUUUUGAAAUAUGAAAAUGUAACUUAUAGAUUUAUCUUUGAGUCACAUUUUUUUCAUAAUUUAUAUUUUUAAAUAAUGACUGAAAU
This is a messenger RNA of Apis laboriosa (Himalayan honeybee), 3199 nucleotides long. It is a transcript of the gene Br140, whose product is annotated as peregrin. Gene Ontology annotation, biological process: regulation of transcription by RNA polymerase II. Bases 320 to 3007 code for a protein of 895 amino acids. NCBI's taxonomy places the organism in Eukaryota, Metazoa, Arthropoda, Insecta, Hymenoptera, Apidae. Gene Ontology annotation, molecular function: protein binding. Gene Ontology annotation, cellular component: MOZ/MORF histone acetyltransferase complex. The record is from RefSeq and is a predicted model, not a curated record. The transcript has 9 exons.